CUCAGUCCCGCCGCCGCCCGCCUGCCGCGUCGGCCCAGCUGCAGCUCCGCGUCCCGCUCGGCCCCGCGCGCGGCUGCCCGCCCCGCCGCCAUGGCCAGCUCCCCGCAGAAGUCGCCCUCCGUCCCCAAGUCCCCUACUCCCAAAUCGCCCCCAUCCCGCAAGAAAGAUGACUCUUUCCUGGGGAAACUCGGAGGGACCCUGGCCCGGAGGAAGAAAGCCAAGGAGGUCUCGGAGCUGCAGGAGGAGGGAAUGAAUGCCAUCAACUUGCCCCUCAGCCCCAUCCCCUUUGAGCUGGACCCUGAGGACACAAUGCUGGAGGAGAAUGAAGUGCGGACAAUGGUGGACCCAAACUCACGCAGUGACCCCAAACUCCAGGAGCUGAUGAAGGUGCUCAUUGACUGGAUUAAUGAUGUGUUGGUUGGAGAAAGAAUCAUUGUGAAAGACCUGGCUGAAGACUUAUAUGAUGGACAAGUCCUGCAGAAGCUCUUUGAGAAACUUGAGAGUGAGAAGCUAAAUGUUGCUGAGGUCACACAGUCGGAGAUUGCUCAGAAGCAAAAACUGCAGACUGUCCUGGAGAAAAUCAACGAAACCCUGAAGCUUCCUCCCCGGAGCAUCAAGUGGAACGUGGACUCUGUUCACGCCAAGAGCCUGGUGGCCAUCUUACACCUACUGGUUGCUCUGUCUCAGUAUUUCCGGGCACCAAUCCGACUUCCGGACCAUGUUUCUAUCCAGGUGGUUGUGGUCCAGAAACGAGAAGGAAUCCUCCAGUCCCGGCAAAUCCAAGAGGAAAUAACUGGUAACACAGAGGCUCUGUCGGGAAGGCAUGAACGUGAUGCCUUCGACACCUUGUUUGACCACGCACCAGACAAACUCAAUGUGGUGAAAAAGACCCUCAUCACCUUUGUGAACAAGCACCUGAAUAAACUGAAUCUGGAGGUCACAGAACUGGAAACCCAGUUUGCAGAUGGGGUGUACCUGGUGCUGCUCAUGGGGCUCCUAGAGGGCUACUUUGUGCCCCUGCACAGCUUCUUCCUGACUCCAGAUAGUUUUGAACAGAAGGUCUUAAAUGUCUCCUUUGCCUUUGAGCUCAUGCAAGAUGGAGGACUGGAAAAGCCAAAACCACGGCCUGAAGAUAUCGUCAACUGUGACCUGAAGUCCACGCUGCGAGUGCUGUAUAACCUCUUUACCAAGUACCGGAACGUGGAAUGAGAGGCAAGGCCUCCCACCACCCAGCAGCCCCCACUGAUGGCAGACUGGACCAGCUUCCGGGGACCGCCUCACCUUGCUUGUACCUGUCUCCUACUCUGUGCUCCCCCCACAAGCCCAGUGUCUGUCCAGAGAUAGUGGAAAUUGAGGACAGGAAGGAGAUGACCAGUAACUCAGUGGGCUGAUCUAUCACCUUCUAGGCCCUGGAGACUCACCCGACCGUGAAGGGAAAGGUGCCAGUCCAGCUUUCCCUCUGCAUGCCUUGGGAAUAGUGUAGGCCCAGAGUUCCCAGAAGAUGCCCAUGGAGACCACAAGCUGCCAUUGAUGGAAACCAAAGAUGCCACCCUCCUAAGUGCCCUCCUGUGCUCCAGCUCUUUAAUCCUGAUUCCAGGGAAGUAAAUAUUCCCUUCUCCUUUGCACAUGAGGAAACUGAGGCUCAAAGGUUAAGUGACCUGCUAGUUGUUGGUAUUUUUCUUCUCUGCUCCCUAUUUUGUUUUGUUUUUAGACAGAAUGUUGCUCUAGCCCAGGUUAGCCUCAAAACUUCAUAACUUCAUGCCUCAGUCUCCCAGGUGCUAGGAUUACAGGCAUGAACUGCCAACACUCAGCUGGUUUUUCUUCUUUGAACAGCCUAUUUGUUAAUAACUUGUCAAUUACAUCCCGUUCUUAGCACACCUAAAGAGUGUGCGUGCGCGCGCUCGCGUGCAUGAGCAUACACACACAAAUAUCACCUGUGCACACCCUCAUCCUCAAAGAAGACAGGAAGCACUGAUCUCGGGGCAGGGGCAGGCUAGGUCAGGGCUUGGUGAUUCAUGCUGAAAUUGGCUAGUUGAAUUUAUCCCAAUUAAUAGUGUGUGUGUGGCAGGAGUCAUGUCUCUCAAACCCUUUGUGCAAAUGAAAAUUACUCUUAAUUCCUUCAGAUUUAUAAUAACCCCAUACUCUGGUUUGAGGGUGACAUUUGGGAAGGAUUCUGUUUAGAAUUAAUGGAGUAGCACAUUUUGCAGCCUUUUUGCUUGAUUGCAUGUAAUGGAAAUGCCCUAUAUUUUCCUGCAAAAUAAGUACUCAAUUCAUUAUCGUUAGGCAAAUGUACAAUAUACUCAGGCACUGCAGAGAGCUGGGCACGGGCCCCUGUGAGUCUCGCUUGGGAAGUAGGGCUCUUCAACAGAGACCCUUGAACUUUAAAGAAAGGAACUCCUUUUUGCUUUCUAAUUGAUCAUUUAGACCAUUCUGGUGAAGUCUGCCCACAUGCAAUUACCAGCUAAUUCAGGCGAGGAAAAAUGUAAGUCAUUUAGACCAAAGCUGAACAGUUUCCUUGCGUGGGUGACUCAAGGGCUUGUGGUUACUUGUAUCUUCUUUCUGUGAACCCCACUUAGAGUUCUAUUUGUGCAUGGCUGUCAGGUCCUAUAGGAAAAGAAGGGGUAUUGGGUUGGGGGCGGGGACACAAAAGAGCUGGGGGAACAAGACAUGGGGAUAAUAUCUAGGGGAUACCCUGAGAGACAGAGAGGUAAGGUUUAUGGUACUUAACACUUACGCCCUUAAAAUGCUCAAGGCCUUGGGAUUAUCACUUGCGCUCAUGUUGUAUCUUUAUUCUACAAGUUUCAUACAUGUACCAGAGAGACACCAGCCUGUGUAGCUUUCUCCAGGAGGACAUGGCUGUGUUGCCACAACUUGGGCCUAUUAUACUAAGCCCAUAUCUGCUUUGAGGAAUUCAUCAGUGUUCCUAUACCACCUAGUCCGGCCUCUCACCACUCCUAAGACAUUCCUUUAGCCUACUCUUUUCUAUGCUGUAACUCAGAAUCCAGAACAUUUACAUACAUGCCACCUUUCCUUGGAUAUUUUAUACUAAUUAUUUCUCAGCAUAAUGAGCAUUUAAGGUAUAAAGGGCAGCAUAUUGUCUCCUGUUUAUAUAUAAGAAUACAGUUCUUUUUUACAUAAUUAAUGAAAUACCCUGUUUUUAUUAGGAAACACUAAACUGUGUACAGUUCCUAUUUCUGUCUUCUAGCAAAUCAAUACACUAAUGGUUUUGGUCUCCUAAAGCAGAAUGAAAUAGGAGGAAUGUGUUCAUUUAAACCA
Dipodomys spectabilis (banner-tailed kangaroo rat) is the source of this 3276-nucleotide messenger RNA. RefSeq names its product parvin alpha (gene Parva). The coding region runs from base 91 to 1209 and encodes 372 amino acids. Gene Ontology annotation, biological process: substrate adhesion-dependent cell spreading; cilium assembly; actin cytoskeleton organization. Gene Ontology annotation, molecular function: actin binding. Gene Ontology annotation, cellular component: cytoplasm; focal adhesion; actin cytoskeleton. The transcript is spliced from 13 exons. The record is from RefSeq and is a predicted model, not a curated record. Lineage: Eukaryota; Metazoa; Chordata; Mammalia; Rodentia; Heteromyidae.